This is a messenger RNA of Sturnus vulgaris (Common starling), 3488 nucleotides long. It is a transcript of the gene DCDC2, whose product is annotated as doublecortin domain containing 2. Lineage: Eukaryota; Metazoa; Chordata; Aves; Passeriformes; Sturnidae. Gene Ontology annotation, biological process: dendrite morphogenesis; intracellular signal transduction; cilium assembly. Gene Ontology annotation, cellular component: axoneme; kinocilium; microtubule organizing center. The record is from RefSeq and is a predicted model, not a curated record.
CGGGCGGCUCUGGCGGCGCACGGCACACGGAGCCGGCUCCAGCAUGACUAGUCCUGGCACCAAGGCGUCCUGGCUCUCGCAGCCGGCCGUGAAGAGCGUGCUGGUGUAUCGCAACGGGGACCCUUUCUUCCCGGGGCGCCGCAUCGUCAUCCACGAGAAGAAAGUGUCCAACUUUGAUGUGUUCCUGAAAGAGGUGACGGGCGGCGUGCAGGCGCCCUUUGGAGCCGUGCGGAACAUCUAUACCCCGCGGGGUGGGCAUCGUGUCCGGCAGCUGGAGGAGCUCCAGAGUGGGGAGCAGUAUGUGGCUGGUGGCAGGGAGGCCUUCAAGAAACUCAACUAUUUGGACAUUGGAGAAACAAAGAAAAAACCUGCUGAAGUCAAUAAUGAGGUCAAGCCAGUUACUCACAGUAAGAUCACUGUGUCAGCACGGUUUCGAAAGCCUCUCCAGGAGCCCUACACUAUCUUCCUGAUUGCUAAUGGCGACCUUAUUAGCCCUGCAGCGCGCCUCCUCAUUCCCAGGAAAACACUGAAUCACUGGGAUCAUAUUCUUGAAAUGGUUACAGGAAAAGUUACCCUCAGAAGUGGAGCUGUUCACAGACUCUACACUGUAGAUGGAAAACUUGUUCAGAAUGGGUCAGACUUGGAGAAUGGGCAAAUUUACGUUGCAGUAGGUAGAGAAAAAUUUAAAAAAUUGCCGUAUGGUGAUCUGCUGUCCAAAUCUACAACGAGAAGGCCACAGGGUUCCAAAACCUCUGUACUACCUCCGAUUGUGGGAUCUCGAAAGUCUAAAGGCAGUGGAAAUGAUCGGCAAUCUAAAUCUACCAUUGGAUCCAGUGACCAGGGAGAAAAUAGUUCCUCACCUCAGCUUCCCAAAAGAAAAGACAAAAAAAGCCAGAACCCAGAGAAUUCUGUGUCCAGGCAACACUUUUCUAACCGCUCUACAAAAGUAAAACAGAUGGUAAAAGCUUCCACAGGAGUCCUUCAAGAUAAUGGUGAGGAUAUUUACAGAGCCAGAGAAGAAGGGUCUGAAAUGUGGGGGGCAGUUGAAGUGCAAGAAGAUGAAGAUACUCUUGUGGAAGUUCCACUGGACCAGAGACCAGCAGAAACUGUAGAUGAAGAAGAAAAUGUAGAAGAAGAAAAUGACAGGGGAGAGGAGGCAUAUAAAGGAGAGGAAGAAUAUCCAGAAGUGAAUGGAGAGGAAAGUGGGGAAACUGUUAAAGAAAGAAUUGAAGUGGAAGAAAACAAAAAGAAAUUAAAUGAAAAUUAUGAAGAUGAAGCAGGAGAAACACAGCAUGUUGACCAAGCAGAGGAAAAGGAACUUACCCAUUUAAAUGGUGAAAACAAUGAAGGAAAUGGUGAGGGAAUGGAACAUUUGAAGUACCAAGGUGAUCUUCAGCCUGAAGAAGAAAUAAAAGAGGAUUCUGACAAUCAGAACCAGGUUGAUCCCGGUCUUGAAAAGACAUCCACAAAUCCAAGGGUGACAGUCACCAGCCCACAGGAAAGUGAAAAGAAUGACCAGAGCAAUGACUAUGCGGCAGUUGCAUAAACAGGAAAAAAGUAAUGAGCAGAAAAUGAAAAAGGAUAACACUUUAAAUGUAAAGCAUGUUAUUUUUUUGUGUUUGGUAACUUACAUUAGAAGGGCAGGUGGAGUACCCACAUAAUAAGUCGUGAGAUGAUGAUGCUCUGUGGACUGAUGAAAAGCAAGCAUUUAUAUCUGCUAGAAGAACAUAGAAUUAUUUUUACAAGUUGAGAUUUUCUGCUAGAAUUUGAGGGGGAAAAUACAAGAGUACUUUAUAGUAGUAUUAGAAAUGAACUAUUCUAUGAUAUGAGAUAGCAGCAAUAGAAUAACCACAAAAAUUGCACUGUUCCAGGGAAAGGAAAAGAGACCCACUCAGAUUUAAUGUCAAAACUUCUUUGCAGAUUUGUUCAGGAAAAUAAACUAUUUUUUACCUUUUAACUAGGACAUGUGUAGUUUUUCAUCUAAAAUUCCAUAUGAUAGGUAUAAUUUUCAGAUAUAACAUUAAGAUAUAACUAGAUUAUGUUCCUCACCCAAUGGAUUUAUGCCCACAGAAACCAGUUUACUAUUGUGAGGGGCCAGUUCAAUGUUACUAAAUAGUCUAUUUUCAGUAUAUUAAUUAGAAUUUCUAGGUUUUGCAUACAUAAAUAGAACUUAUUUAGUACUAUGAAUACAUAUGGACAGCCUACAAUACUGCAGCUUGUUUCUAUUUAAAACAGAAAAUUUUGUUGUUUAUCCUGCACUAAUUUACUAAAUAGUGAAUUAUUGUCAUCAUGAACAAAAAAAUAAAGGAAGAAUAUGUAGCAGAUUAGUUUAAAAAGUUGAAUUUGAAUGGAUUUGUAAUUCAGUCUAAGAGAAACUUAAUUUAUUAAUGAACUAAAAAAAAGAACAUGCCUAGAUUCAUACUGAAACUUCCAUGAAACCAUUGCUGUUGAUGGAGCCAUUUUAAUAUGUGAGACAUCAGAAUGAGCCCACCAGCUUUCUGUAAAAGUCAGGAACGAUUGUUGCAUUUAUGAACCCUUUGCAUAGCCUUAAUGGUUGGAAGUGUGUAAUCAUCCUUUUGAGCCAGCUGUCUCCUGAUAGGCUGUGGAUUAAUAUGCAUUAGUAAAUAAGGCAUUGAUCCACGGUAUUAGUUCUCUUAAUGACAGUGAUUCCAUUGCUCUUAUCAUUUCUCUGUUAGUAAUGGAAAUAAUUUGUAGUUCGUAGAAAUACAGCCCUGAGCGUAAUUUUAUUAAUUAUACAAAAGAAAUAGUGGGUUUCCUUAUCGUUAAUGCUAGUAAAUUAUUACUACAAGAAACUUAAUGUCAUUUUUUGUUGAUUUUAUGCCAUUAAGACAAGAAUUACAUUUAUGAACAAAUUGAACUUGAAGCACUGUUUAAGGAAGAACCACUUGUCAUAACUGAAACUCAAACAAACACCUUCUCUUCUGCUAGUUAUUAACUGUAUUUUUCCAAUGUAAUAGAAAUAGGUGAAGAUCCUUCAGCAUAUUUCUGUGCUUUGGCAAUGUAAGUAUAAAAGACGUGUUAAAAAAAACUUACGAACAGCGUUAGAACAGUUUGCCCUGUGUCAUCUCUGAAUUGUCUGUGAAACCUUCUUGAGACCUUCUGUCUAUGAAACCUGUAGCUUCUGUUGAGCUGCCUGUCAAAGAUCGAAGGGAAUACUGCAUUUGUGAUCAGUUCAAAAGAAGCUCCUAAUUUAGUCAAGCUCUUAAGCAAAGUAUGCAUGCUUCCUUUUUUUGUGGUAGCAAUUAAGCCUAUGCUCAAAUAUUUGGUUUCUCUGGGAUUUCAAAAGACAUAGUUAAGUAGAAGUAAAAACUGACCCAACUCUCGCCAGAAAAACAAAACAAACAAAAAUCCCAAAACAAAACCAAAAAAAGCCUGAACCAGAAUGGAUAAAAUAACUGUGGGUGAUGGUAAGGUAAAAUGACACAGGGUGCCUUUAUUGCCGGUUUCUAUUUAUAGCUUCUGAGUCC